Cornus florida is the source of this 1710-nucleotide messenger RNA. RefSeq names its product probable ADP-ribosylation factor GTPase-activating protein AGD8. Gene Ontology annotation, biological process: COPI coating of Golgi vesicle. The transcript has 7 exons. Lineage: Eukaryota; Viridiplantae; Streptophyta; Magnoliopsida; Cornales; Cornaceae. The coding region runs from base 166 to 1389 and encodes 407 amino acids. Gene Ontology annotation, molecular function: GTPase activator activity. The record is from RefSeq and is a predicted model, not a curated record.
UCUCAAUUCAAAAAAAAAAAAAAAAAAAAAUCACAAUUUGCGGUUUUACAUAUAUUUCUCGCUCUUCCAUUUUUGUGAGUGCUCAGGAGGUGAGGUGAGGUCGUGUUUACUUCUAAAACCCCUUUCCUCCUCUCGGAACUUCUCUCUUUACUUUCUCUCUCUACCAUGGCUUCCGAUGCCUUCACCGACAAAAAUGCCAUUUUCAGGAAGCUGAAAUCGAAGCCAGAAAACAAGAUGUGUUUCGAUUGCAAUGCGAAGAAUCCAACUUGGGCGUCUGUUACGUACGGGAUCUUCCUCUGUAUCGAUUGCUCGGCUGUUCAUCGCAGUCUCGGUGUUCAUGUCAGCUUUGUGAGGUCUACCAAUUUGGACUCAUGGACCCCAGAGCAGUUAAAGGUGAUGAGCUUUGGGGGAAAUAACCGAGCUCAAGUUUUCUUCAAGCAGCAUGGAUGGACUGAUGGAGGCAAGAUUGAGGCCAAGUAUACCUCAAGAGCUGCUGAAUUAUAUAGGCAACUACUUUCAAAAGAAGUUGCUAAAAGUUCUAAAGAAGAGGCUGGUUUGCCGUCGUCACCAGUUGUAUCUCAGUCUGCACAAGCUGCUAAUGGAUUUCUUGAUUUCAAGAUCGACGAAUUUCCAAAAGAAAGUUCUUCAGGAAAGCAUGAAACUUCUGAUGCCCCCGCUUCACCUAGAGCUGCACAUACAGUUGUCACCACUUCUGUCAAGAAGCCUCUUGGUGCAAAGAAAACAGGAAAGACUGGGGGGCGGGGGCUUGGUGCCCGAAAGCUUACUUCUAAGCCAAGUGAAAGUCUCUAUGACCAAAAGCCUGAAGAACCACCUGUACAAGUUUCCACAUCCACUAAUAACACAUCGACAGCUGGUUCAUCUUUUACAUCACGUUUUGAGUACAUAGAUAAUGUCCAAGCUACUGAUGUGAGUUCUGGAGGCACACAUAUGAUUAGCCACGUAUCUCCCCCAAAGUCGUCAGGUUUCUUCGCAGACUAUGGAAUGGAGAGUGGUUUUCCAAAGAAAACAAGCUCCAAUUUGUCAAAAGUGCAAAUUCAGGAAACUGAUGAAGCACGGAAGAAGUUCUCCAACGCAAAAUCUAUUUCGUCUGCCCAAUUUUUUGGUGACCAGAACAAUGGUGGGAAUGUAGAUUCUCAAGUUUCCUUGCAAAAGUUCUCAGGUUCGGCUGCCAUCUCUAGUGCCGAUCUCUUUGGACAUGAUGCAGAUAAUUCUACUCUUGAUCUCGCUGCAAGUGACCUCAUUAACCGACUAUCUUUCCAGGCACAACAGGACAUCUCUUCUCUUAAGAAUAUCGCAGGGGAGACGGGGAAAAAAUUAAGUUCCCUUGCGUCCACUUUAAUGUCCGAUUUUCAGGACAGGGUCCUCUGAUAUAGUCAUGUUACAUUCGAAAUCAUCAGGAAUUUGUUACAAUAGUAGCCCAUAUUUUGUCCAGUAAUUCAUAAAAUUCUUUCAGUAGACAAAAAUUUUGAACACUCUCUAGGCUUAUGACAAGCUGGUAUUAUUUUAUCGUGUAGCUGAGGAAUUCUCUGUUAAGAUUGGUUUGUUUGUUCUGUAUGAAACUUGAAGUGAGGAAGAAGUCGAAAUUAGGAAACCUUUGAUUGUAAAGUUUUUAUUUUAUCAUUCUGGGUCUUGUGGCCUUAUUGGGGUGAAAUCAUAUGGAAGAGCUUACCUGACUUGUGCAAUUAUAAA